Cricetulus griseus (Chinese hamster) is the source of this 1596-nucleotide messenger RNA. NCBI's taxonomy places the organism in Eukaryota, Metazoa, Chordata, Mammalia, Rodentia, Cricetidae. The record is from RefSeq and is a predicted model, not a curated record.
AUGCCUGCCAAGUGGGUGCCUCUUCUGCUGCUCCUGCUGCAGAUGACUUGCUGCUUCAGAUCUGGGAAUUGUGGGAAGGUGUUGGUGUGGCCAAUGGAAUACAGUCACUGGCUGAAUCUAAAGAUUAUACUGGAUGAACUUGCACAGAGGGGUCAUGAAGUAACAGUUCUGAGACCUUCAGCUUCCAUCUUUCUUGAUCCCCAAAAGUCACCUGACCUGAAGUUUGAGAGUUUUCCUACAUCUCUCAGUAAGGAUGAUCUGGAUGAGGCUUUCCGAUGGUUUGUGAAUACAUGGAUUAAUGAGAUACCAAGAGAUUCAUGUUUAUCAUACUCUCCUUUGCUACAGAAUGUGUGUGAAAGAUAUUCUGACAGUUAUCUAAGUCUUUGUAAAGACACAGUUUCAAACAAACAACUGAUGACAAAACUACAGAAAUCCAAGUUUGAUGUCCUUUUAUCGGAUGCCAUUGCUCCCUGUGGGGAGUUGAUAGCUGAACUGCUCCAGAUCCCUUUUCUAUACAGUCUUCGCUUUUCUCCUGGCUAUACAAUGGAAAAGUACAGUGGAGGAUUGCUAGUCCCUCCCUCUUAUGUACCUAUAAUUUUGUCAGGACUAGGGGGUAAAAUGACAUUCAUGGAGAGGGUAAGAAAUAUGAUAUGUAUGCUUUAUUUUGACUUUUGGUUCCAGUUAUUUAAUAAAAAGAAAUGGGAUCAGUUUUACAGUGAAACUUUGGGAAAGCACACUACCUUAGCUGAGACAAUAGGCAAAGCAGAAAUGUGGCUCAUUCGCUCCUACUGGGAUUUGGAGUUUCCUCGCCCAACCUUACCAAAUGUUGACUAUGUAGGAGGACUCCACUGCAAACCUGCUAAACCCUUGCCUAAGGAAAUGGAAGACUUUGUCCAGAGUUCUGGAGAGCAUGGUGUUGUGGUGUUUUCUCUGGGGUCAAUGGUCAGCAACAUGACAGAAGAAAAGGCCAACGCAAUUGCAUGGGCCCUUGCCCAGAUUCCACAAAAGGUUCUUUGGAGAUUUGAUGGCAAAACACCAGACACCUUAGGACCCAAUACAAGAAUCUUUAAAUGGCUCCCCCAGAAUGACCUUCUAGGUCAUCCAAAAACCAAAGCCUUUGUAACUCAUGGUGGAGCUAAUGGCAUCUAUGAGGCAAUUCAUUUUGGAAUCCCUAUGAUUGGCAUUCCUUUGUUUGGAGAACAACAUGAUAACAUUGCCUACAUGGUGGCCAAAGGAGCAGCUGUUGCAUUAAAUUUCAGAACAAUAACAAGGUCCGAUUUGCUCAAUGCACUGGAGGCAGUCAUAGAGAAUCCUUCCUAUAAAGAGAAUGCAAUGUGGUUAUCAACCAUUCACAAUGACCAGCCCAUGAAGCCUCUGGACAGAGCCAUCUUCUGGAUUGAGUUUGUCAUGCGACACAAAGGGGCCAAGCACCUGAGGCCACUUGCAUACAACCUCACCUGGUACCAGUACUACUCUCUGGAUGUGAUUGGAUUCCUACUGGCCUGGGUGGCAGUCAUAACUUUUCUUGUCAUAAAAUCCUGCUUAUUCAUUUAUCAAAAGUUUGUAAAAACAGGAAAGAAAAUGAAGAAUGAGUAG